AUGGCAACCACAGAGGAGCGACCAAAACUCAUAGUUGGUGUUGAUUUCGGAACAACCUUCAGCGGCGUUGCCUGGGGAUUGGAAGACUGCCCUGAUGAUAUUGAGCUCAUUCAGACAUGGCCAGGUGGUGGCAACAUCACAAGUCAGAAGGUCCCAACCCUAUGUUUCUACGAUGGCAAGCACAUGAAAUGGGGUUAUCAGACUGAACAGUCGAUCCAUCCGGGCAAGGAGCAGCGGCUCAUCCAAGGAGUUAAGCUGUUGCUAGAUGGAAGCCAGAAAUUUCGCUACGCACCUGCUUCUGACUCUCAGAAAAUUAUCAAAGACCUGCGUAAAACGCCGAUGGAGGUGGUUGGGGACUACUUGGGAAAAUUAGUCGCCCACGCUCAUGAGGUCUUGACACGUCGCUUUGGAACGGCGCUGCAAAGCAUGGACUUGGAAUAUAUCCUCACUGUUCCCGCUGUGUGGUCUGACAAAGCCAAAGAUCUUACUAUGCAGGCGGCACAUCGAGCUGGUAUGUCGCCUGGAAAUUUGAGACUCUUGUCUGAACCGGAGGCGGCUGCGGAAGGAGACUGCUUGGUUGUCUGUGAUGCUGGAGGUGGAACAGUCGACAUCAUUACCUAUCGCGUCAAGGAAACCAACCUGUUAAGGUUUGAGGAGGCCACAAAUGGAACUGGCGCUGUUUGUGGCUCAGUGAUGUUGGAUGAGAGAUUUGACGCACUUAUCAAAGACAUCAUUGAGAAACAGUCAGAUCAACCGAUCCCCCAGUCUACUGUAAGGGCAGCAAGAAAGUACUGGCAAGACUACAUCAAGCCUGGUUACACAGGUCCUCUCGACGACGAUGAGAUCUGUGAGCCAGGAUAUUGGAUCCCAGUCCCUGGGGUUUCGGGGAUCUCUAACGUCGAGCUUAGUGAGGGGCACUUAUAUCUAGACAAAGACCAAGUGAAAGGAAUUUUCGAUCCUAUCAUCGAGCAGAUUGAGGAACUGGUCGCCGAGCAGAGAAUGAGCGUGAAGGAAGCAGGUUUUUCAACCAAGGCUAUUAUUCUAGUGGGGGGCCUUGGAGCCUCGGAGUAUCUCUUUAAGCGCCUACAGGCUGCUUCCGACGGCAUCCAAAUCAUGCAGCCCCCGAACGCGUGGUCUGCUGUUGCUAGGGGCGCCGUUAUCCGUGGCCAGGAAGGCAACCAAGUAGAAAGUCGCAUUGCCAGAUGCAGCUAUGGCGUUAAUGCGAGAACCCCGUUUAAUUCUACAAAGCAUCGCGCAGAUGAAAACCUCAUAUGGUGUCCUUAUGAAGAGGAAUGGAAGAUGGACAAUCGUAUGAAAUGGUAUAUCAUUAAAGGAAACCCCGUGGCCGAGAGUGAGCCAAUAAGGAUGAACUUCUACCGUACAGUCGGCCCUGGCCAAUCUUUUGUAUUUCUGUCAAACUUUUGGUUUUGCCAGAUAGCCACACCCCCCGAAGAGAUGGAUUCCAGUGUUGCAGAACUGUGUGUGCUGGAGGCAGAUCUGAGCAGAAUCCCGAAAGAGCUUUUUGAAAAGAAGAGGAACUCCAGAGGGAAACAAUUUUACCACGUCAGCUACGAUUUGGUUUUAACGCCAACCUCUGCAUCGCUGUUGUUUGACCUACAAUUUAAUGGUGUCUCCUAUGGGAGCGUGAGAUCUCGCUAUUGA
Molecule: messenger RNA, 1662 nt
Organism: Penicillium hordei
Lineage: Eukaryota; Fungi; Ascomycota; Eurotiomycetes; Eurotiales; Aspergillaceae
Product: Hsp70 family protein
Exons: 12
Coding region: 1-1662 (553 amino acids)
Source: RefSeq, a predicted model, not a curated record